AGGUUUAUCCUGAUCACGUGACUUCGGUUUCCAGGUCAAGGUAGCUCUGUAAGAUGACGGCGUUGUCGGUGUAUUUCUGUGGAAGUAUCCGAGGCGGCAGAGAGGACCGAGCUUUAUAUGAGCGCAUCAUCCAGCUACUGCAGCGCUACGGAACGGUGCUGACAGAACAUGUAAGCCGAUCGGAGAUCUCUGAAGCAGGGGAAGAUGCUCAGGAGAUGGGAGAUAAAUUCAUCCACGACAGAGAUGUCUCCUGGCUGCAGCGCGCGGACGUGGUGGUGGCGGAGGUGACGCAGCCAUCGCUCGGCGUUGGCUAUGAGUUGGGUCGAGCAGUGGCCAUGAACAAAAAGAUUCUGUGUCUUUUUCGAGGUUCCAGCGGUCGAGUGCUCUCUGCGAUGAUUCGGGGGGCCGAUAACGAACAUUCAGUACUGGUCAGAGAUUAUGAUCCUGAAGACGUGGAGAGAGUUCUACAGGAAUACUUCACUCUCACCUUCCCCUCACUGUGAUGCCACAAUUACUGAGCUGUGCAAUAAACCGUUUGUUCUCUGCUGA
Molecule: messenger RNA, 549 nt
Organism: Bufo bufo (common toad)
Lineage: Eukaryota; Metazoa; Chordata; Amphibia; Anura; Bufonidae
Gene: DNPH1
Product: 2'-deoxynucleoside 5'-phosphate N-hydrolase 1
Exons: 3
Coding region: 54-503 (149 amino acids)
Biological process (GO): deoxyribonucleoside monophosphate catabolic process
Cellular component (GO): nucleus
Molecular function (GO): 5-hydroxymethyl-dUMP N-hydrolase activity
Source: RefSeq, a predicted model, not a curated record